Microbotryum saponariae is the source of this 1761-nucleotide messenger RNA. The record is from the annotation of a GenBank genome assembly. NCBI's taxonomy places the organism in Eukaryota, Fungi, Basidiomycota, Microbotryomycetes, Microbotryales, Microbotryaceae.
AUGCUGCAGGACGUUGUCAAUCAUCUCCGACCAAGAGUCCGACCCCCUGUUCCCUUCGCAGGCGGGCGCGUACUAGUCGAGGCCAACGGGAUGGACGGCGAUUUGAAUCCCAAACCGCGAUGGAGUGACGACGAGCCGGAUCAGCCCCACAUCAACAUCAAACAAAGUUUGCGUACGUCUCGUUUCCUAAUAUAUCACAUUUAUCCCCACGGCGGUACUGAUCAACAGGGAACCGCGCGUUGUCAUCUUUCCAGUCACGUCGUCCCCGGGCGGACGAACUACAUCCUCCUCAUUCUCGUCCUCGCCCGCAGCACACUCGCGCUUCGCCGCCUACGACGCACCGACCUCUCCCGACGCUGGAUCAAAUAAGUUCGCGUCAUCAGCCCCUCCCUCAUCUCCGGGACACGAACAUGCCGAUCGCGUCGAUUCGCACGUGACCUCGGCGCUGCUCUCGGUCGCCGUCGGCGCAAUCGCUCGCGCCGCCUCCGCCAACUCCGAAACACGGUCUAUGCUGCAGUCACCGGCACCAGUCAUUGCUCACCCGAUUCAGUUGAUCGAGAACGACGACACUCGCCUGGUCCUCGAGCGAGGCGUCGUCAUGCAGCUUGGACGCAAGGCCAAGCGACCCACUCAACCGCGCCUCGAGACGACUUUACCUGUUCAAUUGGCGAAAUCAGCCAAGCAUGCCUCGCGGAUGCAUUGCACCCUCCGCAUCCUCCCCAGGACACGUCAAACGCCCCCUCACAAAGUCGUGGUGCAAGUGCACGUUCUGGGAAUGAACGGUAUGAAGAUCGACGGACGACUGUUCCGAAAGUCCAGCGUCGCCGUCUUGACGGUCCCCAUCGGCCACAAGCUCAAGCUCUCCCUGUGGAGCUGGCAAGGCGUCGUCCACAUCGCCGACUCUGAACUGCCCAAGCAACGCAAUGCCACAGAUAUACCGUACGCUGCUCCUCUCUCACCUGUCGCCUUGAGCGUCUACGACUCGCUCACUGACGGCGACGCAUCGAACCUUCGCCAUCGGGACGGCAGUUUUGAACUGGCGACUCCUAACGAGAAAUCACGGGGCCCCGCAUCGCCGGCUCAUUCGGACCACUCACUCUUGUCUGCGCUUCCUUCAUCACCCUCGGCCCAAGAGGAUGACGAAGUCGAGAUGGACAAUGUCGACCAAAUAAGCGCCGAAUCGACUCGAGCCGCAGCGUUGGUCGAGUCGCUCGGCCUCGACCUUCCCGGUCUGAUCGCGAGCGCGAUCGUCUUCUCCCCUCGUUCGACCGUCGACGUCGAGACAGUGGUGCAAUCGUUGCUCCGUGAGGUCGGAGGGAUGUGGGACGUGCUCGAGGACGGUAAAGGGAGUGAGGAUCUGUCCCAGGAUCGGGAAGAUCAAGCGGUCGAGGCGUGGUGGGAAGUUGUGGAGAGGGUACUGUGCCAGGAGCCUUUCUUCGGUUGCAUCGACAAUGCUGGUCUAAAGGUAAGCUCACCUACAGCCUCACGCGGUCCAAGUUUGAAUUACCGAGGAGACGAAUGGGCAUCUGAGUUAGCAGUAUCAGAGUCUUCUGAGGCAACUUUAUACUCAUCAGUUCACUCUUUUCUCCGUAGGACGCGUCGGGCCACUCACUUCAACCCUUGUUCUUCUACAUGCCCGACUCUGAUCCGUCCCGAUCCCGAGUUGCGGCACUGGAGCCAUUCGUGAAGCGUGUCCGAGGUGCCCGACAACGCCCCGCGCAGUACUUUUGGCGCAAGCCUUCCUUGCGCAAGAACAGGUGA